AUGUGCUACUCCUUCAUUGGCUGGGGCUGGCCCAGUUCAAUCGUGACUGGUGGGUGCGAUAAGGUCUUGAGGGUCUGGGAUGGCUGGAUGAAAUGGUCAGGGUUCAAUCACUUUCGGAAAGAGGGGGUUAGGAGUAAAUCUAAAACAACGGCCACAGACGAGGGUUAG
This is a messenger RNA of Laccaria bicolor S238N-H82, 168 nucleotides long. RefSeq lists its product as uncharacterized. NCBI's taxonomy places the organism in Eukaryota, Fungi, Basidiomycota, Agaricomycetes, Agaricales, Hydnangiaceae. The transcript is spliced from 2 exons. The coding region runs from base 1 to 168 and encodes 55 amino acids. The record is from RefSeq and is a predicted model, not a curated record.